Juglans regia (Persian walnut) is the source of this 3097-nucleotide messenger RNA. RefSeq lists its product as uncharacterized. The transcript is spliced from 8 exons. Lineage: Eukaryota; Viridiplantae; Streptophyta; Magnoliopsida; Fagales; Juglandaceae. The coding region runs from base 192 to 2750 and encodes 852 amino acids. The record is from RefSeq and is a predicted model, not a curated record. Gene Ontology annotation, molecular function: chromatin binding.
UAUCGGUCUGCUCAGCCACCCGCACCUCUUCUCUCUCACAAAACUCUUACCUCUUCGCACUAUUUCUCACUCACAUACACAAUAAUAGCUCUCUAUCUCUUUCUGUCUGCGUUCCUAAAUUACCCGCCAAAAAGGUCUCUUGGAAUAUAUCCACUGGAACGGCGUCGUCUUGGGCUUUUCCUCUCUAAACAAUGGAUCAGACGGCGGGUGUUGAACCAAUGGAAUUAACCGAAGCGUCGGCGGUUUUGACUGGGGACAACGGGAUGAUUGAGGACGGCGGGGGAGACGGGGAUUUGGGGUCCCGGUCGACCAAGAGGGCCAAGAUUGAGCCUGGUCCGGGCCUCGAGCUGAAGAGAGUGGCGGAGAUCGUACUUGUGCUCUCCACGAUGGCGAGGAUGCGAGGCGGGAAGAGCCCCACCGAGGCUGAGGUGGAUUUGAUGGCGGAGGCCAGGGCCAAGCUGGUGGAGGCUUGUGCGGCCUUGGCGCCCAAGGAUGUGGUGGGUAGGGAAGCGAUUGGGACUGUCAUUGAGGAUUUGGGGCUUAAUGGGAAGGUGAAGGAUCAAAGGCUAGGGUUUCGAGCUCCCAAAUUGACGAUCAAGGAGAAGCUUGACAAUGCCAAGAGAAAGAUGGAUGAGUCUAAGAAUUUUGCUGCUCAUACUUCUACAUAUACUUCUCACCCCGUGCAACCAAGCUCUAGUACAUUACCUGAAAACCGUGGGGCAUCACAUACUCUGCGGAGUUUUCCAUCAGAUAAACCAAGUCAUCCGGCAAUUUCUUCAGGAGGCAUCUCAGCUUCACCUUUAGGUCAUGCUUCUGCAACAACAACUUCUGCAUCCCUACAGUAUCAAAUGCCCACCAACGAAGUUAGACCAGCUAUGAUGUCUAGAGGAUCAUCUAGCAGUCAUUUAGGAAGAGAUCCUACUUCCGUACCAUUACCUAAAGUUGAAAGAGUACAGUUCAAAUUGGAUGGAGGAUCAAAUGGGUCUUCUUUUGCAUCACAAUUACCAGCAAAUUCUUCCACAAAUCAUUCACUGGUGAAUGCGCCUACAUGGUCCAUACAAACCCAAUCUGCCUCUACGGCUAAAAGUGGACAAGAAUACAAGGUUCCAAAUCACACUUAUGCAAAGGUUGAGGGAACUGUCGAUGUGAGUAUGUCACGAGUUGCUCCUCAAGCAGCAAGAGAUCAGAGCUUUAGGUCAUUUAUAACACAAACAGCACCUGGGAAUUCACCUACCAUGCAUCCGCCUUUGCAGGGCAUGAGCUUUGUCCAAGGCCCUUCAACUGGUAAUAAUCACAAUGAAGUUGCUAAGCUUGUUCAGAAGUUAUUACAGCCACAGCGUCCUGAACAUCCUAAAUGGACUCCUCCGUCGAGGGAUUACAUGAACAAGGCAAUAACAUGCCAAACGUGCCAGCUAACAAUCAAUGAGGUGGAUAAUGUACUUCUCUGUGAUGCUUGUGAGAAAGGAUAUCACUUAAAGUGUCUGCAGCCUAAUCAAAAAGGAAUUCCCAGAGGUGAAUGGCAUUGCAUGAGGUGCUUGGCAUUAACCCAAGGGAAACCUUUGCCCCCAAAAUAUGGUCGCGUCAUGAGAAGUAGUACAAAUCAACCAAACGUAACUUCUGACAUGGCCAUAAAGGUGUCAUCUUCAGAGAAGAAAGUGGGAACUGUAGAUCCAAAGGUCAAUCAGCAAAAGAUGGCAGCAAAUGGAAGCUCCGGUCUACAGAGUCCUGCACAUACUGGUACUACAGGCACCAAUCAUGCUGAGUCGGCAUCUGAUGUAAAGAUUCCCAAUGCUAGAGAAACUCAUGGAAAUAACAUUGCAUCCAAAAGUACAAUUGUGGAUGAAAAACCUUUUUCUGAAGUGCCCCCAAAUAUCCCAUUGACAGUCUUUGGGGCAGCCUGUGUUUCUCCUUCUGUUGGCGCACCAAGCGUAAAUUCUUCUCAACAGAUCAAGGAUUGUGAAUUAUCUACACGUGAAGAGAGAUCCUUAGAAGAAAAAACAGAGCCUCCUGCUAAAUCUGACCAUCCCCAACCCUUGCACAACUCACAAGUUGUUGACUGGACAUUCCCGUUGAACUGUGCUGAGGUUCCAUCAAAGUAUUGUUCUGACAGUGAUCUCACUAUCAAAGAACCAGAAAGUUCUCAAAUCAGACAAAAUAGUGGGCAUACUUCUGGAGAUGAUACCAAGCAAUAUGACCAACUUGUUGCACAGGCAAAUCCUUCUGGAGCUUUGCCAAAUUUUAGUGGGGCUAGUGAACAUUCGGGAUCUCCUUCGGACGGUUUGCAUGGUGUUGAAUGGAUUGGCAAUGUUGUGCAUGUUUUAGACGGGAAAUCAUUCUACCAGUCUUGUAGGGUCAGUGGAGUAAUUUACAAACUGCAGGAUCAUGCUCUUUUUCGUUCCAAUCAUGGCGAACUGAUUCCCUCCAAGCUUCAGUCCAUGUGGGAGGAUAGCAGAACUGGAUCAAAGUGGGUUAUUGUCACAAGAUGCUACUUUCCUGGUGACUUGCCUGAGAAUGUUGGACGCCCCUGUAGCCCUGAGAGCAAUGAGGUAUAUGAAUCAAACCAUGAAAGCACGAUAAUGGCUGGUUUAAUCCAAGGCCCGUGUGAAGUUCUCCCUCCUAUUAUGUUUAGUGAAGAAAGAGAAAGAAGAAGUCAGGCAGGAAUGGAUGCAAAAAUUGGAUUACAGCCAGUUUUCUUGUGCAAAUGGUUUUAUGAUGAGUUUAAAGGGGUGUUUCAACCGGUUCCCAGUUAAUCUCGUCAUGCACAUAUUUCGGCGAUGGAUGUGGUCUAGGUUGUUGCACCUUUUUGGUGCUCUCUUUAAUCAGGUAGGCUAUAGCGCUUGGGGCAUUCAGAGUAAGGAAGUUCCAAUAUUCAUUCCUGUACAAUAUGUAGCUGUGAUUUUAGUCUGUAUUAUCUCAAAUAGCAAUCCAAUUUGUAUUUUUUUUUUUUGGCCUCUUUGUUUUCUCGUGCUCAUUAUUGACAUUUUCUCUCCCCCUAAAAAAAAAUGUUUUGGUGUAAUUUGAUUACUUCUACUGGUACUCUAUACAUAAGGAGCAGGGAAUCGAAGUGGGAAUGUGUGCAAAAAUCUAUUAUAGCUCA